This is a messenger RNA of Vigna unguiculata (cowpea), 2493 nucleotides long. Its product is annotated as putative glycosyltransferase At5g03795. The record is from RefSeq and is a predicted model, not a curated record. NCBI's taxonomy places the organism in Eukaryota, Viridiplantae, Streptophyta, Magnoliopsida, Fabales, Fabaceae. Gene Ontology annotation, molecular function: glycosyltransferase activity.
GCAUCUUGGUUCCUUAAUUUACUCCGAUCUUCCAUUCCUCUGUUCCCUCCUUCCUUUCCUGUCACAUGUUAUAGAUCUUUUUCCCUGUUUUUUUAAUUUACUUACGACAGAGACACAGAUCCCAUCGCCAACCUAUGCCCUUUGUCGUUCCGUUAGUCCAAUCAUCCUGUUACACCUUUCUCCUAUCUUUCUCUAACCUAAUGAAUCUCUCAAUGUCUCUUCUCAUCAAAAGAUUCUCUCUUUCACCUCCCCAUUGAAAACCCUCGCAAAAGUUAUUGACUUUCCUCGGUCAAUCUUUAUGGGUCUGCUUCCAUUUCUUCUUCUGAUCUCUCUGGAAUGAUGAGUUAGCCAGUCUUGCUUCCUUUUCUGAGGUUUUUUUUCAUGGAUCGGGGGUUUAGAUUUCUGUGUAAGGCUGAAACUACGAGAUUAGUUUCAUUUGUAGGAAUUGCAGUGGCUAUAGUUUUAAUGUUUCAGUAUUCUGAACUUCCAACUGGUAAAUUCGUAUCUUCUGUUACUACCAAGAUUACUAGUUUUAGAAUGGAUACAUCUUUGGUUAAUUCCAAAGUGGAGGGUAACGACAUGCACCUAAAUGGUUCAAAUUUAAACUCUAAAGAUGCUGUGGAAGAGAAUGCAGUUAGUAGUAUGGACUCCCUCUUUAACAAUGGCAGAGAUUCAAUUACUGCCCCUGCACCAGAGAAAGCUAUAGGACUUGCUGAUAGUGUUGUUAAUUUCACAACCACAAAUGAUGGUUCUCCAAUGAGUAGUGCUCCGGAAAAGCAACUUAGUUUGAAAUCACAAGGAGCUGCAUCACCACAACCUAUGGUGCCAUCGCCCAACAGAACAUCCUUAGAUUCGGAAACGGAUUCAAGAAGUCCUGUGGCAUCUGUCACUUCAGCAGCAACUUCGGUGAAAUCAAACACCACUGGUUCGGUUUCCAAGGAUGGAAAGUCAGGUUCUUUGCAAGGUAGUAGUAACAUGACAGUCAAUAAUGGUAAGCCUGUGAGUGCAAAGAAUUUCAAAAGGAGACCAUCUAAAGUUGUUUCAAUAUCUGAGAUGAACUUGUUAUUGCAGAUUAAUCACGCUUAUUCCCAGCAAGAGAAACCAGAAAGGUUUUCAGGGGUUGAUCUAGAAAUAUUCCGUGCAAAAUCAGAGAUUUUAAAUGCACCCAUCGCUGUGAAUGAUUCAAGACUUUACCCACCAUUAUACAGGAAUGUCUCCAUGUUCAGAAGGAGUUAUGAACUAAUGGAAAGGAAACUCAAAGUUUUCAUCUACCCGGAUGGAGACAGACCAAUCUUUCACGAGCCCUUAUUAGAUGGAAUAUAUGCAUCUGAAGGAUGGUUCAUGAAAUUAAUGGAAGCAAACAAACAGUUUGUCACUGGGGACCCUGAGAAAGCUCACUUGUUUUACAUACCUUUCAGUUCUAGACUGUUGCAGCAAACUCUGUAUGUACGUAACUCACACAGACGUUCCAACUUAAUUGAGUACAUGAAAAAUUUUGUGAACCAGAUUUCUGGAAAAUAUCCUUUCUGGAAUAGAACUUCUGGAGCAGAUCACUUUGUUGUUGCUUGCCACGAUUGGGCUCCUGCAGAAACAAGAGGGCGCAUGCUUAGUUGCAUCAGAGCCCUCUGCAAUGCUGACAUUGAAGUAGGAUUCAAGAUAGGCAAGGAUGUUUCUCUUCCAGAAACAUACAUAAGAUCAAGUGAGAAUCCUGUCAAAAACAUUGGGGGCAACCCUACUUCUCAAAAGCCUAUAUUGGCUUUUUUUGCAGGAGGUUUGCACGGUUACGUUCGGCCUAUUCUGCUGGAACACUGGGAGAACAAAGAACCAGACAUGGUGAUAUCUCGGACCUUGCCUCAUGUCAGGGGCAACAAAAACUACAUUCGGUUCAUGAAGAGUAGCAAAUUCUGCAUCUGUGCAAGAGGUCACGAGGUUAAUAGCCCGCGUGUGGUAGAGGCUAUAUUCCAUGAGUGCAUUCCAGUUAUCAUAUCUGACAAUUUUAUUCCUCCUUUGUUUGAGAUUUUGGACUGGGAAUCUUUUGCUGUGUUUGUCACCGAGGAAGACAUUCCCAAUUUGAGGAACAUUCUGCUAUCAAUUUCUGAAGAGAGAUACUUAGAGAUGCAUGAGAGGGUGAAAAGGGUGCAAGAGCAUUUUAUGUGGCAUGCUGAACCUGUAAAGUAUGAUUUAUUUCACAUGCUUCUUCAUUCAAUUUGGUACAAUAGACUUUUUCAAAUAAACCAGACAUGAUCAUCAUGCAUCAGUUUAGCAGAAAGCUCACUUUGUAGGAUUGAUGACUUAUGUUUGGUAAUUGGCAUGCGUUAUACAAAUGAAGCAAGAAGAAAAUGAUUUGAGAAAAUGUUCAUUUUUUCUAGAGGGUCAUAUAGACAAGAACAUAUAAUAGUUUGUCCAGAACAAUGUUAGUGUUUGAAGAGAAAUCAUGAAUAUCUUUGUAUUCUAUACUUGGCCAGAUUAUAAAAGUGUUUAUUAUUGUCAUCA